Spirodela intermedia is the source of this 411-nucleotide messenger RNA. NCBI's taxonomy places the organism in Eukaryota, Viridiplantae, Streptophyta, Magnoliopsida, Alismatales, Araceae. The record is from the annotation of a GenBank genome assembly.
AUGGGUCUUUCUGAACUUGUCAGGGCUCGUGUGCACGCCGUUCACCGGAGAGGCAUGGAAAUACUGUUUCUAGGGUCGGCGGUACUGUAAAGUCCGGCCGGAGACGACAGCCUUGUCACAGUCCCAAGAGGACAGCUCUCCGGGAGCUGCCCUUCAAUGCUCACUGGCAUCUAUCUACGUCCUCAGAAACCAGCUCCCGUGACCUUCCUUCUCGUUUUCAUCUCGGAACACACCGUCCCUAGAUUACAUGAUCUUGUCUUCGAGCUCGCCCUCUCCCUACGUUGGAGAGUCGAGAAAGAGAGAGAGAGGACAGAUAGGGACGAAAGCGUUCGUGGGAAGACGACGGUGAAUUUCCUUCAUGGGACAUUCGGAGUGGCCUUGAAGAAGGUGCCCGCUGUUGCCUUGGUGUAG